AAGUGUAUAAACAUGAUUAAUAUAAAUAAUUUUACGUGUAACUUAUUUUUCAAUUGGUCUUAUUAUUGUUGUAUUCAAUGUUAUCUUAUUGUUAGAUGACCACGUUUAACGUACUUAAACGUAUAAUCCUAAGACAGCAUAUAACACAUGUAUUUAUGACAGUGGUGAAUUUUCUGUUGCAGCCUUCUGCCACAUCGACGUAAUUCGAAUAUACUCAUCACUUGGGUGUGCACGGGGAGGACAAACAAUGGAAGUAUUAAAGCUUGAAGUUAAGAAGUACGGACGUAAUGAAGCGAUCAAUCGACAAGAGGUCGAUGCACCAGCAAUGUGUAAUUGGAUUGACUUGGACCGAUCUUUGCCGGAGGAUGUCGACCAGGAUGCGACCAGCAUCACACGCGGCAACGGCAAAGAAUCGAUCAACAUAAUCUUCGAGAACAUCACAUAUACUGUGAACCUCGGCUUCAGGAAAGGAAAAAAAGAGAUUUUACACGGAAUUAAUAGAAGGCUUCCCAGCAAACAGUUGAUCGCUCUGAUGGGUCCAUCUGGUACAGGGAAGUCCACGUUAUUCGAUGUACUCUCUGGCUUCCGCGUAACCGGAGUGGAUGAUACUAUAUUUGUCAACGGUCAUGUCCGGGAUCUCAACUCUUUCCGGAAGUACACUGCCUACGUUACACAGGAGGAUCGGUUGGAAUCUUUACUCACUGUACUCGAAUAUAUGAAGAUCGCCGCCGAUUUAAAGCUGUCGGCGGAUACCCCACAAAAUAAAAAAGAAACGACUAUUAAAGAAAUUCUUACGGCACUUGGUUUGUACGAGCACUUGCACACGAGAGCCGGCCAAUUAAGUGGCGGUCAAAAAAGGCGACUGUCCAUCGCAUUAGAAUUGGUUAAUAAUCCCAUGGUGAUGUUUCUUGAUGAGCCCACAACAGGUCUGGAUAGCUCAUCUUGCACGAACAUCGUAAAUCUCCUAAAGCGGCUCGCACAAGAGGGUAAAACAAUAAUUUGUACUAUACAUCAGCCUAGUGCGUCCCUAUUCGAAUUGUUCGACCAGGUAUACGUGUUGGCAAAAGGCAGUUGCUUGUACCAAGGUGCAACGAACAAAUUAGUGCCAUAUCUUGAAGAUAUGCGAAUGCCAUGCCCGAUGUAUCACAAUCCUGCCGAUUACAUAAUCGAGCUUGCCUGUGGAGACCACGGUGAGGAUAAAAUAGAUAUACUAAAAACUGGAUCGCAAAAUGGAUCGAAAAAUUUUCAAUCGUUCGAUAAUCCUGAAGCUCCGAGAGAUGAUGAAAGUUUAACAGAGCUGUAUUCCUUGAAAAACUCACAUAUGAAAAAGAAUGGUGACUUACACGCAACGAAUUUUCUUCAUCAAAUCAAAGUUUUACUUCGACGUAGAUUCAUCAUGUCCAAACAAAACACGACUCUUACGCAUAUGCGCAUCGGAGUAAACAUACUUGUCGGUUUGAUGCUUGGAUCGGUCUUCUGGCAAUCGGGCGCUGAUGGCUCACGCGUUCUAAAUAACUACAAACUUCUCUUUUCUAUCCUCAUACAUCACAUGAUGACGACGAUGAUGCUUACCAUAAUAACCUUUCCAAUGCAGAUAGCUAUUCUUCUAAAGGAGCAUUUUAAUAGAUGGUACAGCUUGAAGGCAUUCUACAUGGCAAUGACACUGAUUGACAUGCCAAUCUCGAUACUAUGCUGCACCUUAUUUAGUGUAAUUGUCUAUGGCAUGUCGGCGCAACCGUUGGAAAUAAUACGAUUCUUCAUGUUCUUCAUCAUUAGCUUGUUGAUAAUGUUCAUAGGACAAAGUACCGGCUUUAUGAUAGGCGCUGUAUUCAACGUUGUGAAUGGUACAUUUAUUGGACCAACAUUGGCAGUACCACUAAUGAUGUUCUCUGGAUUUGGAAUAUCGUUACGCGAUCUACCGUCUUAUCUAAAAUGGGGAAGCUACGUCAGUUAUCUACGAUAUGGUCUGGAAGGCUUUAUUGAUGCAAUCUACGGAUUGAACCGCCCUGUUCUACCGUGUGAAGAACUUUACUGCCAUUAUAGGUAUCCUACCAAAUUUCUCUCGGAUAUUGACAUGAAGGAAGGCCAAUUUUGGAACGACGUCAUGGCGCUCACUGCAAUACUCAUCAUCACGCGAUGCUGCACAUAUUUGCUUCUGCGGUGGAAGAUUGUAUGGACGCGAUAAAACUAAUACGAGCACAGUAUCGAAAAUACUGCCAGUUUAUUACCAGCAGUGCGCAAGUCUAAAUUUGUUAUGUAUUUCCUUGUAAGAACUAAAUUAUACUUAUAUAUCUGUAUAUAUAAGUAUAUAUUAAAUAUGUAUUAAGCAUAUAGUAAAUAUAUUAUAUAUCUUAUAUAUCUUAAGUAUAGAAUUUUCGAUUGCUGCUAAUGAACUGGCAAUAUUUUCAUUAGAUUUGUGAAUGUAUUAGAUUAUUACAUAAAUGUAUAAUACAUUUUAUAAUUUUAUACGUAGACAUAUAUGCAUAAUAAAUUUUAUACAUCUUUAUCCUGUAACCUGGCAAUAUCUUACAUAUAUUAUAUUUGAAAUACAGAAAUAUUUCAAUUACAAAAAGUAAAAA
This is a messenger RNA of Ooceraea biroi (clonal raider ant), 2579 nucleotides long. RefSeq names its product ATP-binding cassette sub-family G member 4. The record is from RefSeq and is a predicted model, not a curated record. NCBI's taxonomy places the organism in Eukaryota, Metazoa, Arthropoda, Insecta, Hymenoptera, Formicidae. Gene Ontology annotation, cellular component: plasma membrane. Gene Ontology annotation, biological process: transmembrane transport. Gene Ontology annotation, molecular function: ATP binding; ATP hydrolysis activity; ABC-type transporter activity.